AUGUCAGAUGAGCACAUCGCUCGUCAGACAGCGUCAAGCCUCGAUAGGCUUGAGAAUUUCAACUUCUUACUCUCCCGACACGACCCUGCCCUGGCAAAGAGUAGACAUUACUCUUUCGACGCAGACUCGGCUGGCUUGGCUCCUUUCCAAAACCUGAGUAUGGAUUACGACCAGACCGAGGGGAUGGGCGGCCUUUCCGUCAGUUCCUACGAUAGUAUCGAGGAUGAACGGAAUCCGAUCGAUGUGAGAGGGUAUCCCUAUCAUGCAGCUGAUAAGCACAUCAACUACUCGCUCCCCGACCAAAUGAUCUCAUAUCCAGCUCACCCGAUCUAUCCUCCAAUCUCUUACGGACCUGAUGAUCUGGGUCAUGCCCCGGGGGCUCUGACUCCCUCGGACGUCUCGUCAUCCAUAUCACCCCCGAACGGUCAACUUGGUAACACCAAGUACAGCACGCAGAUCCCCGGCGAUCACCUCGCUUCUGCCCUUUCACAAGAAGAGCAUGUUCGUCGUGCUGCCGAAGAAGACCGGCGGCGGCGGAACACCGCGGCUAGCGCCCGGUUUCGCAUGAAAAAGAAGCAGCGUGAACAGACGCUAGAACGCACAGUGCGAGAGACUACUGAAAAGAAUGCUACUCUCGAGGCCCGCGUGGCCCAACUGGAGAUGGAAAAUCGAUGGCUGAAGAAUCUCUUGACCGAGAAACACGAAGCGACAAGCACUCGCAUGCCACCUCCACCAGAAGACAGCACAUCCUUAAAUCAAAAAGGCAAUAGUGGCGGAAACGGCCAAAAACAUAUCCAGCCAAAAAAGAAGGGUGUGGGCACCGAUUACUAG
Molecule: messenger RNA, 831 nt
Organism: Aspergillus nomiae NRRL 13137
Lineage: Eukaryota; Fungi; Ascomycota; Eurotiomycetes; Eurotiales; Aspergillaceae
Product: bZIP transcription factor
Exons: 2
Coding region: 1-831 (276 amino acids)
Biological process (GO): regulation of transcription by RNA polymerase II
Cellular component (GO): nucleus
Molecular function (GO): DNA-binding transcription activator activity, RNA polymerase II-specific; RNA polymerase II transcription regulatory region sequence-specific DNA binding
Source: RefSeq, a predicted model, not a curated record